AGUCGCGUUUUUUGCUCACCGCUUUUUUCGUUCGCCGGCACUAAUCGAGAGCCUGUAAAACGUAUCCUAUCUCCAUAUCUAUGGGAGUGUUAUAUUAUUCCAGGGGAAAAAGUCCUCUGGAGAUUAGUUGCUAGAAUAAGUGUUAAUAAAUACAAUUUUUCUUGUUAAACAGAUUUAACACCAGAAACUUCCACAUCUAAAGCCAAGACUUCCCAGUUGUCAGAUGUCUCAACAAAGUUACCAGAACCUUCUCCAACAGUUUCUUUGACGACCUUAAAAGACGAAAUCACAGCUAACGAGCCUGGGGCACUGAAUCUCCAAAGUCCCCACGAUGUUGCUUUCAAAUGGAAAAUAGCCUUUGGAGUUUGUUUGGCUAUGAUUAUCCUAUUACUGGCAGGAGUGUUACUGUACUGCAUAAACUACCGUGUGAAGAGAGUCCGCCGCUUUAAACCUUCAGCAGAUGAUUCCAGUAGGAUUGCACGGAAUGAAAGGGAACGACAAACGUUCCAGAAUCCCAUUUACGAUGACAGUGAAGUUACUAAAAAUGAGCCAGCGGCCAACCAUGACAACUCUACCUACCAGCUGACGGAGAACCCGGAGAAGAAGAAAAAGAAUGCACAUGGCGGGUGCACGUUCCAGAACCCCGUGAACAGUGCGACAAAAUUCGAUAAUGAAGAACCGACGGUAUGCAGCCACGAUAACCCAGCCUAUCAGAUGACCAGCGAUCUUAACACGGAGACAUAAACUUGAAAGAGCUCCCCAACCUUGAAAGAUGAGACUGACUGUUUCUGUUAGGUAGAUAGGUCAAUUUUGACACCUUUGUGCGAGUUUCUCUUUUACAUUGCCAAUCAAGUAUUGAGUAAGUCUUAGAGAAAGUAGAAAAGCUGAAUAGCCACAAUCCUAUAGCUAUAAAUAGCAUGUCUGUAGCUCGUAACUCUUUAAACGAUUGAUUUAACUUGCUGUAGGCUCCCUUCGGUUAUAGUUGCAAACAUACUGAAUGGA
Messenger RNA from Orbicella faveolata, 1002 nucleotides. RefSeq lists its product as uncharacterized. Lineage: Eukaryota; Metazoa; Cnidaria; Anthozoa; Scleractinia; Merulinidae. The record is from RefSeq and is a predicted model, not a curated record.